Doryrhamphus excisus (bluestripe pipefish) is the source of this 6774-nucleotide messenger RNA. NCBI's taxonomy places the organism in Eukaryota, Metazoa, Chordata, Actinopteri, Syngnathiformes, Syngnathidae. The record is from RefSeq and is a predicted model, not a curated record.
CAGCAUCAGCCUAUGGGCGACCUCUAUAGAGGAAUUCAGCCUUUUGUAAGGAGACUGGCGACACACACAGAGAAGAAGAUGGUGACAAAGGGAGGAUAAAAUGUUCUUGUUAUCGCCUUAAGCCGAGAGGACCUGCAUCAUGGGUGAUAUUUUGACUAUUUGAUAAUAAUUAGUUAUCAUGUUAAAUGUAAUUUAUAUAUUCGCAGUGUAAUCUUGCCGGCAUCAUCUUCGGCUGGCACACGUUUUUUGGCCGAGCUGCGUUCAAGAACACUUGGGACUUUACAGCGUUCGCUCCCCCCUUUCCCCUCCCCUCAAUCUAGCUUUGUUUUAUUUCCGCAUUGGGAAGCUGAAUGUGGGUUUUAUGAAACGUAUGAAGCGUCGGUGUUUGCUGCUGCUCUCCUCCUCCUUCUUCUACUGGACUACUAGCGAUCCUCACAGAGGGCAUUACCCUCCUCCCCGCCGUUAAAGACAUUUUGAUCGUCCUCUACUACCCCCCCAACCCACCCACCACCACCACUACCCCCACCCCCGUCACUCCUCCAGCCGCCACUACCGCUUUCACCAUGUCCGGACCGACGCUGACGGACCGGAUCGCCGCCGCGCAGCACAGCAUGAGCGGCUCAGCCAUCAGCAAAGCCGUCUGCAAGGCCACGACGCACGAAGUGAGCGGACCCAAGAAGAAGCACCUUGACUACCUGAUCCACUGCACCAACGAGCUGAACGUCAGCAUCCCUCAUCUGGCAGACACGCUGCUGGAGCGCACGGCCAGCAACAGCUGGAUCGUGGUUUUCAAAGCGCUCAUCGCCACGCAUCACCUCAUGAUGUACGGCAACGAGAGACUGAUGCAGUACAUGGCCUCCAGAAACACGCUCUUCAACCUCAACAACUUCCAAGAUAAGGCUGCACUACAAGGGUACAACAUGUCGACCUUCAUCAGACGCUACAGUCGCUACCUGAAUGAAAAAGCUAUGUCGUACCGGUUAGCGGCAGUGGACUUCACCAAGAUGAAGCGAGGGGCUGACGGUGUGAUGCGCACCAUGAACACAGACAAGCUGAUUAAGACACUACCUGUUAUUCAGAACCAGCUGGAUGCUCUGCUGGAUUUCCAGCCCAACUCCAAUGAGCUGACCAACGGCGUCAUCAACACGGCCUUCAUGCUGCUCUUCAAAGACUCCAUACGGUUGUUCGCCGCCUACAACGAGGGAGUCAUCAACAUGCUAGAGAAAUACUUUGACAUGAAGAAGCAGCAAUGCAAAGAGGCGCUGGAGAUCUACAUGGCCUUCCUCAACAGGAUGACCAAACUGUCCGAGUUCCUCAAAGUGGCCGAGGCACCCAGCUCGCUCCUGGAAGCUCUGGAGCAGCAUUUAGCCUCUCUGGAAGGCAGGAAGCUGAAAGACCUCUCCAUUGCCAGCAGAUCCAGUGCGGUGUCGUCUCUCUCCAGCACCGAAAUCUCCCUAAGCCGAAUGGACAACAAGACAGAGACGGAAAACAGACUGCAGCAACACAAGGACGACGGUCAUAAGGUGAUCGACAUCCAGACGCCCAAUGUGUCCCCCAGCACCCAGUCAGUGGGAAGUGCUAACAGCAGCGGAGGGGCCACGGACCUCUUCUCCCACUCCCCCCUUGUACCAGUCAACAACUAUGUGCCAAAUCUGACCAGUGAGCUGUUCACCCUGCAGCCUACCUUCACCCCCCUCCAGACCACACACACUGUGCCCAACAACAACGCCUGGGGAGGUGAUCUCCUCAAGCCAGCCCCACCCACUCAGAUUCUCAGCCCCGGAGCCCCAUUACACUCUGGGAAGAUGCUUCACAACGAUUUGGACUCUUCAUUAGCUAACCUCGUCGGGAACCUGCAGUUUGGUGGGACGCCAGCUAAAAGACCUGAGCUUCAGUGGAGUCAGCUGGUGGAGAAGAAGCCGACAGCGGGGAACGGCUGGCAGACCAAGACCAUGUGCACCAGCACAAACUGGACUCACUCGGCCCAUCCCAUGGCCCCCGCACCCAUGCCCGUCCCUCAGAUGAAUGGGGUGAUCUACACUGGCUAUGCUCCAGCUCCAGUAGCUUUUCCUAUGACGACUCCACAAGUGCCUGUCUAUGGAAUGCUCCCCCCUCAGAUGAGUCAUCAGAUGGGGGGUGUUCCGAUGAUGCCCCCGCAGCCUGUCAUGUAUAACCAGCCGGUCCUGAGACCCACCAAUCCCUUUGGACCCAUACCGGGGACACAGAUGCACUUCAUGUAAGACAACGCCGUAACCAUGGCAUCCAAGCCCAGAGCGCCAGAGAAAGAGCUGUGAAGACAACAAAAUGGACGGUGGGAUGAAGAAGACAGAGACUAAGAAAGAGAGAUGAAGGAGAAAAGAACCGGCACUUGGCCCUCCUCGCUUCCCGUCAGUGUCGCCGACUGAUCUCUCUCAACGAAUCCAAAUAGAGGAAGCAGAGGCUCAAUCCAACUCAACACCAUUGGCCGAAAAACGACCUGUGAUGACGCUACGACGACUCCAAUGAAGCAUAGAUGUUUCAUCUCCAAUCGACACUGACCUUCUCCCUCUUUGUCCCUAGAGUUUAAAAAAAACAUUGGAUCGUUUUUUGCUGGCACUUUACUCAAUGUGAUCUUUGCCAAGGGUGUGUGUGUGUGUGUGUGUGUGUGUGUCUUGUUCACAUUUGUUGAGCCAUUCAAAACCUGUUGAGUAUUUGUAUGCAUUUUUUUUUUUAGCUCCAUUUAAUGUUCUUGUUUGCCAACUUCAAUUCAUUAGGGGCGCAUGCUGUACGUGUGGAUAGAUUGUGUUUGUUUUUGUUGUCACUGCACUGGAACUACUGACAAUAGCACUGAGCCAGACCGAGGAAUCCCAAAUUUGGAUGUAAUCAAACCCUCUUUGACUACUUUCUACUUUACAAUGUUAUUUUGUUUUCUGCAGAUGUGCAAUAUCAUGCAAAACUAGUCUUUUUUUCCAUCAUGCUGUCAUCAGGAUUAUGUACAGAAACGCUUUUCUGUAUCCUCAAAUGCACUGAGUGACAGAUAGAUGGUCUCUUAUUAGAAAUGAUCGCAGUCCCCAAGGGUGUGGAUGAUGUCCUUUCCUGACCAGUCGACAAAAAAAGUAUUUUUAACACACCAGACAAGGGUAAUUACUGUAGAAGACGCCUUUGUUAAUGCAGUGUUAAGAUUUAUGCAUAUUACAUCUAAAAAAGGUCAGUGAGCAGAGUUAACAGGGACGGCUGAGGGUUAACGCCUGUCUAUCACGGGCUGAUAGAUUAGCCGGGACAGCUCGGAGAGGCUUUAAUGAGAUGUUAACUAUGUGUGGCUUUUCUGGUGACUGAUCUGUCUUUAUAGCACAAAAAUCUUUCGAUAAGGGGGCAAAGCUCUGCUGCACAAAAAAAACCCUAAAAAUCAUUGCUGGGAUGUACAGUCGAAAGGGGCAAUAAUCGAUUGGGCUGUUUGUUUUUCUAUUGAUGGCAUCUGUUCUGUGUAAAAGGACGAAGUCGUGUUUGUCGGUUUAGGAGUGUAUGGUUUUUGUGACCAUCUCCGGAGUCUAUCCAAGGACUCGCUGGAGUUCCCUAUCAAGAGUGAGCCAAAGUCAACACCCCCCUGCGGGUUCUGUGACUACCAGCAGUUUUGACGUUGGAAAUAGGCUCCAAGGCUGCCUGACAUUUGGACAUUUUUACUUUCUCAUCACUGUGUCCCAGAGGCGUCCCACUGACUGCCUGUUAAGUGUGUCCUCUGUAUAUAGGUGAUGCUGUUCAUGUGUGUUUUUAGACGUGUUCCCCGUACUGUGGUGGCCGGAGCCCACCUCCCCCCGACCCUCCGUUGGAUGACGUACUGUAUGUGAGACAAUUUAUUGCUGUAUCUGUGUUUGAAUGGUUGUGUUUUCAAGGUGUCAUAGUCCAGGGGAUGAUGGUGGGUUAGGGGGUUGAUGUUAGUCAUGUUUGUGUCUGUCUACAGGGGGGGAAGAGGGUGGGGUUCAGGGGUGUCUAAGUUAAACUGUUGCCCCUUUCACACAGCCUGUAAGAGCCGGCUUUUAUCCCCUGUGUUGCUGUUCUGUAUAAACAGAAUGGGGGGGAAUAAAGUCGGCAAUUUUCUGCCUUCAGAGGUAGUAUCGGAGCCGUAACAGAGGCAGGAGGCUACCUGUGUGUAAGGGUAUUUCUGCAAUGUCGGAACAACUCACUUCUCUUGCACUGUUGUGAUGAAAGCAACGGUCGCUGUCCGACAAGUACUUUAAAAGUCAUGCAAAACGCUGCCAUCGUCACACAUACAAAUUAUCUGAUUGCACGAUGCUAUGUUUGUGUGUGUGAAAACGGACGCAGGUGUGGUAAUACCCUGCUUCAAUGGGUUCUGUGUGAAAUACACAGAUGAAUAAAUGUGGCAUCCAAUGUCAUGGUUCUCAAGCGCCACUUGCAGGAUCUCUGUAUGAAAAGAGUAUCAUGUUAACUGCAGCCCAUUUCACACAGAGUGUAAAAGCCGCCUCAUCCCGUGUUGCUGUUCUGUUUAAACGGCACCAACAUGAGAAGGAGAGGCAUAUCCGGGCUGUAACAGAGGCGGCAUGCCAUCUGUGUGUAAGGGUAUUUGCAAUGCCGAUACCGAGGAGUGACAUUUAACAACAACCGACACUCCCUUAGCCUACCCUGUUGUCUAAGCAAUUGUCUAAUAAUCCAAUGCCGUGUUGACAGUCCGUCGACGGCCACAUCCUGUGUAAAAGGCACAGGUGAAUAAAUGCCAGAUCUACUGCUGUUACGGCUACUUUGCGGCAUCUCUGUGUGAAAGAGGCUCAUCACAACUGGUCUACACCAAGAGUGUCUUCAUCAAGGAAGAGGACAGGACAGGGUCUGUCCUCUUCGACAAACAGGAACAUUUUUUGCACCAAAGUCAUCAUCAAAGCGCAGCUUCUUCUAAGUCAAGGUCGUUACUGAGGAUCAGAACUCAAAAAAACUAUUUUAGGUUGUUUUCUUUUUCAGUUGUUUUGAAAGUCUUGUUUUGUUUUUUGCAUGAUUAAGUGUCGUCUUUUUAUUGGAUUGUGGGCCCGGCAAAAGCAUGACCAUUGUGGUAACUUUCACUUUUUAUCUUGUGUCUUUGAAAACUGCUAUGACAAUUUCUACACAAGAUUAUUUUUUCUUUCCAUGAACAUGAAUUGACAUUCAUAAAUCAUAUGGUUUUACAACACAAUAGGGGGUCUGUGACCGUUUGAAGGCUGCCUUGCAUGCAGAAAUGCAACCGUGCAAGAAUCCCAUGAAGAACUUCAAACCCAGUUACUGUCUUUGUAAAACACCAUGAAUGUCAAUGCCAGUUUUUUCUCAUCCUUUCUCAUUGUAGCUAACUCAACAUCGCAGUCUUGUUAAAAAUCGCUCUUUAUUAUUAUUAAAAAAAAAGCCUUGCUAUUUUCCAAUAUGUGUUUGAAUGCUCGCUCCUUUUUCAUACAAUGCCAGCAGCAUCAUGGCAGGUUUUGGGAAUGAAAGUCAAAAGUACUGUAAUAAGUGUUGGUCUGGUCCACAUUGUGCAGUGUAUCUUAACGUGUUUUGCUCAGUCUCGUCCCGUCUGUUGCCAUUAUAGCUGAUAUUAAAAUGUUCCAAGGCCUCCACUUGGCCCUGGUUAACUAACAGAAAAACAGGGCGAGAUCCACUAGAAGCCUCAACUUUUUGAUCACACAGUUAACACAUAAGCAGGUCAUAACAGGUGUACAGUCUGAGAGCACGGGCCUCUAUAAACUUUAUUUUUGUAACACACAGAUUACCUGUCAGGUUUACGCCGUAUGUUCCUUUCCUCUAUUUAGUUCCUCUCCUGUAAGAGACAACACAAAAAACUACAGGUUCGUUAGUUUGAGCACAGAUGUUCAUUGGAGAUUUUUUUUCACACUACAAAUUGGGUGAAAAGAAAUAUCGCCUGGAUUCAAUCUGAAAUUAAUCGCUCCUUGGAUACCGCAAUCUCCAAAUAAUAUGCAACUGUGUCCAUUAGCUUCUUUUUCCAUCCAUAAUCUACAGUUUCUAGUCUGCAGCAGGUUUUCCCAAUGUUUUUUUAUGCUUAAGACCCAAAUUAAGACACUUAAUCACAUAUACUGUAAGGAAAUUACAAACACCACCACAUACGUGACAAUUAUUACAACAACAAGCAUCGUUUUGGUGAUACAUAAAGUAGCUUUUGGGUCAUGGCAUAAAGUUUGGGAAUCCCUGGUCUACAAAAUCAGCACCAUAGUUGAGGAAAAGGGUUAUAUCAGAUGGAAAUUAACUUUUCAGUUGUAGCACAAUGGAUGAAAUUACUGGAUCACUACCAAAAUCAGCAUAUACUCUAGUGACAUAGGAUACUACAAAUAUAUAUAUUAAAAAAAAAAAACAAUCAGAAAGAACAAAUUGCAUUUUGGUCACUCAGAACAUGUCUAUGCUAAUGGUUUCAAAAUGUGACAGGGUGCCUCAUAAGGCUUCAGGGGAGAUGUAGCAGUUUGAGAAAAUAAAGCAAACUUGUGUUUAAAAAUAACAUAAUUUAGUUCUUAGAGUGAAUAAACAAGCUCCUGAAAAUCACAUUUUUCAGAGGCUUGGCAUCUCUUGUUGCAUUAUAUUCUCAGAGGGAAGGCUCACUGUCACAUUUUGAAAACCCCUGGUCCAUUACCUCACUAUACCUUUUGUGUAGGCUGCCAAAUUGACUGUCUCCAUUUAUCCUUUUUGUUUGCAUAAAAAAAAGCAAUGAUCACCACCACGGAAUAAAAGCUGAUGUGUUUGGAAGGAAAAUAAAUUAAACAUCAUCUGAUGCUUAACUCAAAGUGAUUUGAUGACUACCCCGCAACACACUAAGCA